This is a messenger RNA of Alternaria atra, 2055 nucleotides long. RefSeq lists its product as uncharacterized. Gene Ontology annotation, molecular function: NAD+ binding. The record is from RefSeq and is a predicted model, not a curated record. Lineage: Eukaryota; Fungi; Ascomycota; Dothideomycetes; Pleosporales; Pleosporaceae. The coding region runs from base 1 to 2055 and encodes 684 amino acids. The transcript is spliced from 3 exons.
AUGCCCUCGAGCAACUUCUCAAAAAACGCAGAUUUCGGCAGUAUAUUUGACAUCGAUUUCGUUGACCCGACAUGUAUCAUAUGGGCUGUAUUAGCACUAGCCCGUCUCAAUGAGAAGCUGCCUUCGGACUUCGACAGUCUAUAUGCCGUUCGGCUUCGCAACGCACUUGACGAUGCUAUCGGAGCUUUCUGUGAUGAUCGCAUGGAAGCGACUUGGUCUACGUUAUACUGUGAUCGAGCAUGGCAAAUUGUAAGUACCCUCAAGAGGACUGCGGCUGAUUACUACGGAAAUACCGAGGGUGUUCAAAACCCUGACAUGGAGCUCGAAUACCUGCUUGAGAUUCUCAAUGCGUUCUACAUUCAUGUACACCGUCAAGAAGAUAGGGAUUACACCGAAGCCUAUGGUGCUCUGGGAAUGCUGAAUGCCGUGGCGAUCGAGAUGACGAGCGUCCUUGGCCCAAAAAUCACAGACGCCUUCGAUAUGUUUAACAAUAUCUCUGCCGAAAGCGUACCACAAGAUAUUAUUGACGACUGCAUGAAGGAGCAGAUCGAUAUUCUAUGCGCAGCCAUCGAGCAGUUUGUGCGCGAGCAGCUUGGAACGAGCGGCGUCUACAAUUCAGCAUCGGAAGCGCGAGAUAUUGUGGGCCAAUCCUUUGUUCAUAUAAUCCAUGACCCUUUGCGACAACAUGUCGAAAGUGCCUUUAAGAUGUUGAUCAAUGACUUGGCCUUCUGCAACAGUUAUGCUGUCGACAAGAAUCAAGCUGAUAAUAAAGCGAGAGUAGCCGUGUUCUAUCGACAAGUCGGUAGGUUCUUCUCAUACUCUUCGCCGCUACUGAACGCGUUCUUCAUUCCAGACGUCUCAGACGACGAGGAUGAAGUCGACGAGUACGAAGACUACCAAGAGCACGUACCUGAACACGUGGCGAACCACGACUUUGACCAGUACGACGACUUCGAUUGGCAUACCCGUGAAAAACCUACAUAUUGCGCCAUGGCAAGUCAUCCCUCUACUGGCGCGGAAAGCGUUUCCCACACGACGGAGAUUGCGACCGCGCUUCGAAAUAUCAACCUCACCUCGUCCCAAAAUUCCCAUACUUUAUCACCUGCUAAGUCGAAAGUGACAUCUGCACUCAAGACAAAGCAAGAAAUGCGCAAAUUCCGCGGAACGACUACGCCCGACCCAGCACUAGGAAUUGAUAUGGACGAAUACACAUCUUUUACCCAGUACCUGCAGUCAUCGAAGCGCAUCUUGGCUCUCAUAGGUGCUGGCUUGUCAGUUUCCUCGGGACUUUCAACAUUUCGCGGCGAAGACAGAAGAUGGAGAGGCAUCGAGCCACAAGAACUGUCGAACAUCGAGGCCCUGUCCGAUGACCCAGUGAGGGUAUGGUGGUUCUUCAGCGACCGUAUGAAGCGUGCGCAAGAGGCGAAGCCAAACCGGGGACACAUUGCACUUUCGAAACUCGCAAAAGAGAAAGACGGGUUCUUUGCAAUCAAUCAAAAUAUCGAUGGCUUAUGUCAAAGAGCGGGCUUUCCGGAUGAGCAGAUAGCACAAAUACACGGCACUUUGUUUGAGAUGAAAUGCAGCAAGUACGAUCCAGGCUGUACUGCCCACUGCGAUUACAGUGUGCCAAUCUCUUAUCCCGCCAACGAGGCGCUCACAAUCACGACCGAUAUCAGCGAUGCGUCCGUCCCUCUACCUCCUUUAGACCAUACCCAACUACCUCAUUGCCCAAGAUGCAACAACCUCAUGAGACCGAGUGUGGUACUCUUCGGCGAGAGCCUGUCAAGCACCCUCAAUGGAAUCGUAUACUCCUUCGUGUCUUCUGAACCUCUCGACCUAUUGCUUGUGAUUGGAACGAGUGCCGUUGUCCUUCCAGCUGCAAUGUAUAUACCCCGGGCUCGGAGCGCUGGUGCGCGAGUUGCUUAUUUCAACAUGGAAGAGUACUACGACGAGCCAGGAUGUGUUUGGACAGGUGACUGGAUGUUCAAGGGCGAUGCGGCGAAGACGGUCCCUGAGUGUCUGAAGGGUAUUAUCGGGAACGUCGGACGCGUGUGA